Enterobius vermicularis (human pinworm) is the source of this 1917-nucleotide messenger RNA. The record is from the annotation of a GenBank genome assembly. NCBI's taxonomy places the organism in Eukaryota, Metazoa, Nematoda, Chromadorea, Rhabditida, Oxyuridae.
AUGGCUUCUCCAGAAAUAGAACAAAAGUUAGCCCCUCUUCGUGCUGCAGUAAAGGAGUACGGUGAUAUAGUUAGAAAACUUAAGGCAGAAGGUGGAGCAAAAGUAGAUAUUGAUAAGGCUGUAAUUGAACUUAAAGCUAGGAAGAGGAUUUUGGAAGAAGCCGAGUUAAGUUUAGCUCCUCCAGAUGCUGCGUUUGACCGAGUAAAACUAGAAGAUCUGCUUAAAAGGCGCUUCUUUUACGAUCAGUCGUUUGCGAUAUACGGAGGAGUGACAGGCUUGUACGAUUUUGGGCCCAUGGGUUGUGCCAUGAAAGCAAAUCUUAUACAGUUAUGGAGAAGACAUUUUGUUUUGGAAGAGGGGAUGUUAGAAGUCGGUUGUUCGAUGCUCACCCCUGAACCAGUUUUGAAGGCUUCUGGACAUGUAGAUAGAUUCUCUGACUGGAUGGUGAAAGACUUAAAGACUGGGGAGUGUUUUAGAGCAGAUCAUUUAAUAAAGAACCACAUUGAAAAGCUACUUCGAGAUAAGAAAACACCUGCUAAAAUGCGAGAUGAAUUUAUGGAUGUGCUGGCAAAGUUAGAUGGCAUGGAUAAUAAAGACAUGCAUAGCGUCAUUACGAAGUACGGUUUCAAGUCUCCUAUAACAGGAAACGACUUAACAGAACCAAUCGCAUUUAAUCUAAUGUUCCCUACUGUUAUCGGACCAACAGGUGAAUUUAAAGCUUAUUUAAGACCGGAAACUGCACAAGGAAUUUUUGUCAACUUUAAACGAUUGUUGGAAUUCAACCAGGGGAAACUUCCAUUUGUUGCUGCUCAGAUAGGUCAUGCAUUUAGGAAUGAGAUUUCUCCACGUCAAGGCUUGAUUAGAGUUCGCGAAUUUGAAAUGUGCGAGAUAGAACACUUUGUGGAUCCAAAUAACAAACAGCAUCCUAAAUUUCCUAAAGUCAGAGACUAUAAAGUAUUGCUGUUUUCUGCCUGUAAUCAAAUGGACGGUAAGUCGGCGCAAGAGACAACUAUAGGAGAUGCAGUUGGGGAGAAAAUAAUCGCCAAUGAAACUCUUGGGUAUUACAUGGCUCGAGUGCAUCAAUUUCUUAUCAAAGUCGGGAUUGACCCAAAUAAACUUCGUUUUCGUCAGCAUUUAUCCAAUGAAAUGGCUCAUUAUGCUUGUGAUUGUUGGGAUGCUGAAGUCUAUACAUCAUACGGAUGGAUCGAAUGCGUUGGAAAUGCUGAUAGGUCUUGUUAUGAUUUGCAGCAGCAUUAUAAGGCUACCGGUGUAAAACUGACGGGCGAAAAGAAACUUCCUGAACCCAAAACAGUAAACGUGGUUGAAGCGAUUCCAAAUAAGUCAGUAAUUGGAAAAGCAUUCAAAGGAGAUGCUAAACUGAUAAUUGGUGCUUUGUCAUCUAUGGAAGAGGCUGAGGUAAAAUCUUUGGAAGAAAAGUUGGCGAAGUCUGGGUUAGUGAUUUUGUAUUUUUCUGGCCAGUACCUGUUCUGUUUGGUUCAUGUAGAAGAAAUUACACCGUCUGUCAUUGAACCCUCAUUUGGAGUGGGACGCAUAAUGUAUGCCAUUUUAGAGCACGCUUUUCGGGAGCGAGAGGGUGAUGAACAGCGUACUUUCUUGGCUCUUCUUCCUCAAAUAGCUCCUAUAAAAUGUUCAAUAUUACCGAUAUCAGCGAAUGUGCGGCUCUUAGCGGUGAUGAGAAAGAAUAAUUAUUUUUUUAAGGAUGACAGCGCUGGAUCGAUUGGGAGGAGAUACGCACGAACGGAUGAGAUAGGAAUUCCAUUUGGCAUUACUGUUGAUUUCGAAUCUGAGGUGGAACCGUGGACUGUUACAUUAAGAUAUGCUUUAACGAUGGAACAAGUGAGAUUGAAUGUAAGCACCAACUUUUCUUUCAUAGCCAGAAAAAAAAUGCGUAAUUGA